UGAUCUAGUAGUUUUUGUGGUCAGUGACUGCGACGACAACGGCGAAAACGCAUCCCGAAUGCACGCGGCGCGAAAAAAAGGUUCGACUUUGAACUUGCUUGGUUUCCCGAUACGCAUACGAAACGUACCGGUAAUACGCACAUAGUGUAAUACGUGAAUGAUUUAAGUGAAAUAUUCGUUAAAAAAAAGACACCGCUCUUAAAAAUCUGAAAAAGAACCUCUCCGAAGAGCGCGAUUAAAAAUCAGUGAAAGUGAAAAAAAAAUCAAUAAUUUAAUGAUAAUUAAGUGAGAACACACAGCCAUUCUCACAGCCAUGCAAAUUAGCGGCAACAACAAUAGCAACAAAGCAAUGCUAUUGAUUUAUUUUCUGCUGGCCACUUUAGCUGGUCAAAUACCAACAAUUUGCAGCCGUCGUAUACUCGGUAUAUUUCCACACUUUGGCUAUAGUCACUUCAAGGUCUUCUAUCCGCUGUUGCGUACAUUGGCUGAGCAUGGUCACCAUAUCACUGUGGUGACCCAUAUCAAGGCAUCGAGCGAUACAAAACCUCCGAAUUAUGAAGAAUUGUUGCUGGGUGGACAUCCCACUGGGAAUUUUGUUACCUUUAAUCAAGUACUACCACGACGUCCACUGCACUAUCUCCUGCUCGAGGCGGAAUUAUUGCAUAGUGAAGGACAAAAAUCUUGUAAGAAAUUCUAUGAGAGCGGUCAUGUUGAAACGAUCUUAAAAUUGCACGAGCAACAGCCAUUCGAUUUGGUCAUCACAGAGUUCUUCAAUACCGAUUGCCAGUUGGGCAUUCCAUAUUUAUUGCAAGUACCGGUGGUGGGCUUAAGCAGCUGCCUAUUGAUGCCCUACUACUACGAUCGUAUUGCGUUGCCAGAUUUUCCAUCUUAUGUGCAGUCUGAAUUCGUCGGCUUCCCGGAGGAGUUGAGUUGGCAUCAGCGUCUGUUGAAUUUCGUACAAAUGAAGUUCAUUAAGAACCUCUAUCGCUACCGCACAAAUUACUACGAUCGCCAAUUGAUCAAGAAAUACCUGAAUGUGGAUUUCGAUGUUGAUGAAUUCGCUAAACGCAGCACCAGCUUAAUUUUGGUCAAUCAACAUUACACCUUUAAUGGCAAUAAACCGUUGACGCCACAACUAAUCGAAAUGGGUGGCAUACACAUCGAAGAGAAGGCGACAACAGCCACCUUGCCAGCGGAAAUUGAGAAAUUCUUGAAAAAUGCACCACACGACGGUGUACUCUUCGUUAGUUGGGGUUCCAUGGUACGCGCCUCCAGCAUGCCCAGCGAGAAAGCGCAAGCAAUAGUGAAGGCACUCGAGCAACAGCCCUUCAAUGUGAUUUGGAAGUGGGAGAGCGAUGAGUUGCCAACGAAAAGCAAGAAAUUUCUAUUCGUAAAAUGGGCGCCGCAGCUUAGUUUGUUGUGUCAUCCAAAGGUGAAAAUAUUCUGGGGUCACGCUGGCCUACUCGGCACUACGGAGAAUGUUUACUGUGGCAAACCGAUAAUUACCACGCCGCUCUAUGGCGAUCAAAGUGUUAAUGCGUAUGCAAUACAAAAUCGUGGUGCGGGCACUAUUCUGCUCUACGACGAUAUAAAUGAAAAGAAUUUAUUGGCAACGCUAAAGGAGAUACGCCGCAAGAGUUAUGCUGAGCAUGCUGCUGCAUUGUCGCACAUUUUCCGUAAUCGCGACAUGAAACCGCUGGACAAAGCUGUUUGGUGGGUGGAACAUCUGCUGCAGGAGCAGGGCAAAACGGCACACAAGCUAUUGCAAACAAAGGCGACUAAAUUGAAUUGGUUCGUCUAUUAUUCACUGGAUAGUGUGUGCAUUUUGCUUGGCAUUGUCGCGGCUGUUAUUUUCAUUGCUCGUGUGGUUUUGCGUCGAUUGUUGGCUAUUUUCAAACAAAGCAAACCAAAGAAUGCCAAAGUGAAGACUAAAUAAAACGAAAACUACACGAAUAUCUAUAAUUUGUAUAGCGAAUUUGUAAAUAAAUAUGUAUGUCUAUAACUUAUUCUACAGUCCAUAAGUGCAAGUGUGAAUAUUUGAAUCAAUUAGCAAAAACGAAUUUAAAUUUUGUAAAUUUUUUUUUGAAGCAAAAAGGGAAAGAGUAAAUAUAUGUACUUUAAUAUUCUUAAUUAUGUACAACUAACUUUAUCCCAGAUUUUGAUAUUUUGCAAUGCUUAAGAAAAAAAGUAGUCGCGAGUACCAGGUAUGCACUCAUACAAUUUGAUGUGUAAAAAUAUGUGCCCUGAAAAAGAGGUAACAUCAGCAUUGUGACAUCUCUCGGCCGCGCUUAGAAAAAAUAACCCUCGACAGUCCAACUCUGGCGACGCUAUCCACAGUAUUUUGCCGCAGGCAUAAUUAAUAUAAUAAAUUUUGAAAACUGAAAUCAGGAAGCUAUAAAAAAAUGAAAUUAGAACGCCGAAGGAAUAAGAAGGCAGCCUUAAUUCACGCGGUCUUAAUUCCAUUCACCUGAAAAGAACAACUGGCACGAUGAGGAAUGACACGAAUCUUCAGAACGUAACGCGAACAAAAACAACAAUAAAUUGCUACACGAAGCAAUCAAUACUUUCACGAAGCUAUGUGCCAAAAAAAGUAAAACUGCGUUUUUGGUUUCUCUCUCUGAUGUCAGUAUUUUUUU
This is a messenger RNA of Rhagoletis zephyria (snowberry fruit fly), 2636 nucleotides long. Its product is annotated as UDP-glucuronosyltransferase-like. Gene Ontology annotation, molecular function: UDP-glycosyltransferase activity. NCBI's taxonomy places the organism in Eukaryota, Metazoa, Arthropoda, Insecta, Diptera, Tephritidae. The record is from RefSeq and is a predicted model, not a curated record.